CAGAUUAGUUGAUUGAAGAGCAGGCUCAGCACUGGAUCGAUCAUCCUGAAGACAUCUGCGGAGCCACUGACUGUUCCCCUCUGUAUCUUCACGUAAUCAUCCGUCACUGUCUCCUCCAAUUAAGUUUCUCCAGUGGUGUCUUCUGCCAGUACCACCCCCCCUCUGAAUCCAGAUGUUCUUCACAGAUGACAGUGGCUGAUGUGUUUGAUCUGCCUGGCGUUCAUUUCCGCUAGGGACUAAAAGCCAACAAGUAGAGGAACACCCAUUAAAAGAUGUAUGAUGAGAGACGGCCAUCUGAAGAUGAUUCAUCUGCUUCAGUACAAGAUGAUGAGAGCAAAAGGGAAGCAAAUUAUAUUAAGGUGGAGAACAGCAGCAGUGAAAAUGCUCACAUCGCAGAGCAGUCAGGGAACUGUGUACCUCCAGGGCAUUACAGACAAGGAUACUGCAGCUGCUGCCAAGUACAUUACAUUAACCUAGAAAAGCAUCUUGCAAGUGACAAUCACAGACAGCUGUCUACAUGCCACAGGAACCGUCUGGCAACCAGCAUGUUGAUGGAGCGUUUCCUGCAGGAUGUGCACCUGUAUCACCCAGAGAAUUAUCAUGAUAUAAGACCAACAUAUGAUGAUAUACCAGAAACAAACAUAGUUUCUUCUACUAAAGAAGACCAGCUUUGUAAUCCACAUUUCCAAACACAAAGAAAUGAGCCUCCUUCUAUGGUACUAAGUCAAAGCUUGGGCAUGAACAACUUAUCUACAGGUGGUUCACAGUGCAACUACAGGAAAAUUACAUUUACUCAAUGUUAUGGUAGAAAUCUUGAACAGGGACACAGUUCCAAAAGUGGUGGACCUCAUGAAAGUAUUCUAAAUGUUAACACUAAAUUAACUUGUUGCCAAGAAAUAGAAGGUAAAGUAGGAAAUGUUGCAACGUGCAGUUCUCCAUUUAAGUGUUUGCCUUUGAAUUCAUCUAGCCAGCAGAAAAACAAUAGUUGUGAUACACCUCAUUCCAUAUUAUGUGUAGAAUCAAGUAAAAAUAAAGGGACACUUUAUGGAGAGAGGCAUCAUGGGCUUAAUGUAACCACAUGUUCUACAACUGGUUUGGAAAACAGGCCAUUUCAUUCCCAAAGCAGCUGUUACAACGUGACCUCAGGAUCAUUAUGUGGCAUCAAAAACAUAUUUAAAUCUCAGGAGGGGAAAGACAAUAUUCUCAGGGAUUUUCUGGUGGACAAAAGGCAAAGAGAUGCUACUGAUGAAAGUAAUAUAUUAAGAGGCAAUAAAACAACGGUGGAUGACAUAAUUGAUGAAGUCAUAUGGAAAUACUGCCAAAAUUCCUCAUCAAAGAUGCUUCAAGAAAAAGAUAACGAGAGUGUUUUAUCUUUAAAUGUUCAGUCCAUUAUUGGUAAAACUGAGGCCUCGAGCUUAAGUUUUGACUGGAAUGUACCAAUUCAGUUUGAAGAAGAUCAUUCAAAGAUGAUAAAUUUAGAUUUCCUCAAGGAGUCCAAUGUAAAUGUUGAUGAAGACUACAAGACAAAACUUAAGUGUGUUCUAAGAACAAGUCCCAUUAAAGAAAAAGAUAUAAAGUCUGACCCAGAAGAAGAAAUUCUUCCAGCACUGCCUCACGUGCCUCCAUCUUUUGUUGGUAAAACCUGGUCUCAAGUCAUGUAUGAAGAUGACUUAAAAGUAGAAUCUCUGGUUAAACAGUUUAGAAAAGGAAAAUUUCAUUGCUACUUCGAAGAGGGACAUUUAAUAAAUGGUGGCAGCAAGAGACAUCGUAAGAAUAAAGAGGCUGCAAAGAAAUGUGAAGUAAAAAUUGAAGUCUUGAAAGAAUCUGAAAGCUUUGAUGUGCUACCGUUAUUAGAUCAUCACUCUGAUAUUGAUAGCAUUAUAUCAGAAAAACUGGUGCAGCCCAAGCUUCCUAAACCCUGUAGAAGAACAUGCAGACAAGUUUCAAGAUGCCAGAUUGUUAAAGUAAGUCAUGGUACUCAGACAAGUUUGGUCAAUUUUCCUGUAAUAAAGAAAAAAGUACUUAGAAAUGAACAACAAGGGGUUUUUGAUGUUGUGGAAGAAAAGACACCAGACAUGAAAACGCGGACUUGUGCUUUAAAACUUCCAGAGUACUACACCAAAAUAUUAACUCCUUUACAACCCAAGACAAUGGUGUAUGUUCUUUCUCAUCCAGACUUAAAACCAAGUACUAGUAAAGCGGCUUCAGUCUAUAGCAGAGGUCGUAACCGAUACUCUACUGAUAGUAGAGACUCUAUAUUUUACAAAUAUAAGCAAUCCACUCUGAAGUAUUAUGACCCUUUGACUAAUCGCAUUCUUAAAACCCCUCCAAGAAACUCUUUGCGUGGUAUGGGUAUUAAGGCACCCUGUGUUCGGAAGCUGUUUCGUACACUGAGUAGUGAUGUGAAUGUUGAUAACCUAGAAUUUGAGCAAAAGGAGUCUAGUAAUUCUAAAAAGUCUUUGUCUUUAAGUAGUUGUUCUGUUGGCUCUCUACAUUUUGAAUCUAGCACAGGAAAAGAUCUAAAUUCAAGCAUUAAAGGAUGUGGAUCAUCAGCAAGCACAGCCUGUGUGAAGACUGGACACACUGAUAAGCCAUAUGCAAAUUUCCGCCUUUCCCCCUUUAAUACCAGUUUUACCCAAAAUAAGGAGGACACCCAGCAUAGUCCCAUUAUUACAAAAUCGAUUACAAAAGCAUUAAAACCAAAGAAAGUUAUAAGAAGAGAAUCUUCUAAACCCUCAACAAGGAUAACCAGGGCAAGAAUAGAACCUAGGGUUGUCACAAAGUCCAAGAACACUAGAAUGGGUAAAAAACUAACACAAGGUAAAGCUGCACGCAAUAAGCAGCCAAGAAGAAAAAUUUCGACAGAAGUUGCAAAACCAACCAGGGGAAUAGUUCAGACUCUUCAGCCCAGUAAGAAAGUUAGAGGCCGAAGGAGUCAACAGUCUACUGAGGAGCAUGGAAAGGCACUUGAAAAGUCACAAUUUGCUUCACAAAGGCCUGCAAAAAGAAAGCCAAACGUAUCUAAAGCAGUAUCAAAGAAGAAUACUCGCACAAACUACCAAGACAAAAUUGUUAAAAGAACUCGUAGCAGAGUCUCUGAGGGUCUUGUCCAUAGCACCAUACGCCAACUGAGGAGUAGGCACAAAGCUUCCAUGGAUUCUAGUUCAAGAACUAUCACUAACACAAUGACAAGUAAAAAAGUCAGAUGAUGGACAGAACAAAUUUACUUCCAAGCUUAAACGCUAAAACACUGCUGAAAAACGGGUUUUAUAAUACAACGUUUUUUUAUGUUUCGUAUACAUUUGCAGUUUAAACUAUUAAGCUAAUUUCAAAGUUGUUUUACACAUUUCCAUUUUUAUAGAUACCUAAUGUAAAAUUCUAGAUUUGUUUAUUUUUAUAGAUACCUAAUGUAAAAUUCUAGAUUUGUUUAUUUUAUAAAAUUGUGCUAACUAAAAUAAUUUCAUGGUUUCUGUGUCACUGGAUUGCAUAUUACAAAUCCGGUCA
This is a messenger RNA of Bufo bufo (common toad), 3504 nucleotides long. RefSeq names its product zinc finger DBF-type containing 2 (gene ZDBF2). NCBI's taxonomy places the organism in Eukaryota, Metazoa, Chordata, Amphibia, Anura, Bufonidae. The coding region runs from base 273 to 3209 and encodes 978 amino acids. The transcript has 9 exons. The record is from RefSeq and is a predicted model, not a curated record. Gene Ontology annotation, biological process: epigenetic programming of gene expression; genomic imprinting. Gene Ontology annotation, molecular function: nucleic acid binding; zinc ion binding.